UAUCCAAACGGGUAUAGUCGAGUUAAAGUUCGGUAAUAUUUUGCGCAGACGCCCAAGUUCUUGAACUCUGAACGAAAACGUUUUUGGCUCUGAAGUUUGAACACUGCAAUGCUCAGGGGAACUCGAAUCCCGAACCUCAGGCCGUAUCAACGUCCACUCUUCUCCGUCCCUCCCAGUCUCCGCAUUAAGUUCAAGUUCACAUCGUUAUCCGAACCCCAGGGUUCCCGCUCUUUGGACGAGGACUCUGACGAUUUCCUGCGGUGGUUGGAGCAAAAAGCUGGCUCUCAGAUAUCAUCGGUGCUUUCGAUUGGCAAAUCUGCUUACGGCAGGUCUUUGUUUGCUUCUAAAACCAUACAAACUGGAGACUGCAUUUUGAAGGUUCCUUACAGCGUGCAAGUAACACCAGCUCAUCUUCUUCCGGAAAUCAAAUCCUUAUUAGGUAAUGAAGUUGGGAAUAUCGCAAAGCUUGCUAUUGUUAUUCUUGUUGAGCAGAAAUUCGGCCAGAAAUCUGAAUGGGCCCAUUAUGUCAGCCGUCUUCCUCAGCCCGGGGAGAUGCAUAAUAUGAUAUUUUGGAGUGAAGCUGAGUUGGAGAUGAUUUGUCAAAGCUCAGUUUAUCAAGAAACAAUCAAUCACAAAUCUCAAAUUGAAAAGGACUUUUUGGCAAUCAGGCUGGCUCUUCAAUGUUUCCCUGAACUUUUUGGAGAUAUCACACAUAAGGAUUUCAUGCACGCAUGUGCCUUGGUUGGUUCUCGAGCAUGGGGAAGCUCAAAGGGAUUAUCCCUGAUUCCAUUUGCUGACUUUUUAAAUCAUGAUGGAGCUUCAGAAUCAAUUGUAUUUAGUGAUGAUGACAAACAAGUCUCAGAAGUCAUUGCUGAUCGUAAUUAUCAUGCUGGUGAACAGGUUUUAAUCAGAUACGGAAAAUUUUCAAAUGCUACCCUGAUGUUAGACUUUGGCUUUUCUCUUCCAUACAACAAACAGGACGAGGUUCAGAUCCAGUUUAAUGUACCUCAUCAUGAUUUUCUGCGUGAGAAGAAGAUAGAAUUUUUGCAAAGACAUUGCAUUCCGAUCGCUAAAGAUGUCAAUGGUUUCAACUCGUCUGUGGAAUCUUUCACAAUCAAGGAAGUGAGGUCUGCUAAAGGAAAAGGAAAAGGUCUCCCUCAGUCGCUCCGUGCAUUUGCUCGAGUUUUAGCUUGCACCACUUAUGAAGAACUUGGUGAUUUGGCCAAGGAGGCUGCACAAAAUGAUGGCAGGCUGGCUAGACGUCCUUUAAGUGACAGAAGCAAAGAGAUCCAGGCACAUCAGAUGUUGUUAUCACGAAUCACUCAAUUAAUUGAGGAAUAUAAUGCGGCUAUUAAGUCAUUGGUGCCUAUCAGCUUCCCUCCCAUGUGUGAAACACUUGCUCUUAGGAGGCAAAUGGCUCGAGAUCUCCUCAAUGGCGAGCUUCGGAUUCUCAAAUCUGCUUCCGCUUGGCUGAAGAACUACUGUGCCACCUUGACUACAUUCACCUGCAAUUGCGAGAAUAUUAGUGAUUAGAGAACUAUUCCCGGACGAACUUGAAGAGCUGUCAGAUACCCAAUAUGACAAUCCCGCGAUCUUGAAUUUUGGUCCUUAAUAACUCAAGUAAAAAUUACCCAUUUGGGAAAAGUGCAACACGAUCUUCAUUUUCGUAGGAUAAUUUGUUUAAAAUGAAAAUUCAAUUUAUUAGCUU
Molecule: messenger RNA, 1708 nt
Organism: Juglans microcarpa x Juglans regia
Lineage: Eukaryota; Viridiplantae; Streptophyta; Magnoliopsida; Fagales; Juglandaceae
Product: ribulose-1,5 bisphosphate carboxylase/oxygenase large subunit N-methyltransferase, chloroplastic
Exons: 15
Coding region: 109-1533 (474 amino acids)
Biological process (GO): peptidyl-lysine monomethylation
Molecular function (GO): protein-lysine N-methyltransferase activity; protein binding
Source: RefSeq, a predicted model, not a curated record